AUGGUGUUGCAAAUCAGACAUAAAUGGAUUUUCUCCUGGGGCUUUGCGAUUUCAUUGCUGUUUCUGAACGUUGCCCUUUGCGAUGAGCCCAGCAAAUUGCAACGAAAACUGACUGCUACUUUAAAUCCGGGAUGCAGAGAAUUCUGCGAAAAUAAUACAGCUAUCACACUGGUGCAUAUUGCGGCCGCAUCUGACACGGACACGAUCCAUUACGUGUGGGAUUUUACGGGCAAACCAACCAUUAUGGUAGCAUUAACGAGCAAACAGGCCGAAUUUCACAUCGAUUGGCCUAGAUUGAUAGAUAGCAAACCGGGUUCUGCUUACUUUACCGAAGUCCCACAAUACACCUUUAUGGCGAUUAUCAACCGGAUUUUCCAAUACGAUGACGCUCAUGAUCGUGCGAAGUUGGACGAUGAUACAAAUGUAUUCGUUUACGAUCCGCAUAAUUUUAUGUGGAACCGCAGCCUGCUGUGGUCGAACGAACAGGACGCUAUGAUGGCAAUCAAUGCGGGUGAUGAUUUUCUUUUCAAGUUAAAUGCAUACUCAACGAAAAAGCACGGCAUGGACUUUCCACAUUUGCUACAUACGUCGAACUCUACCCAGAUAGACAUAGUGUUUAAUAACAUAACGAACCGUUAUGCCAAUCCACGCUUUGCGAUCGAGCUACUAUUUGUCGUGUCGGAGCAAGCUGUUGUCGGGUCGGAGUUCGAGGUUACGAAGCGUAAAACGCUGGAUGAUGAGCAUACGCCAGGUAUUUUCGAAAUCGUCGACGUACUGUCACCGGGCGCUUUCACCUUCUCGGCCGGUGGGUUUAUUGAAUUCCGACCCGUGUCAUACACUCACCCCGAACGUGACGUGGCCACAUCGACUGAAACGCGACAAAGUCAGCCGGUUACUGUACGGUCACCAUCGGCAGCACUGCAAACCACGCUGGCCUACGCGCUGUACGGUACGAAGCUGGACAGCUAUCUAGUGCAGGGCAUGAAUGUUUCAUUCGGUGUCAGCGAGGAUGGGUUCUAUCGCAAAACAAACUACACCACCAUGACGUUCCAGGUCGGUUACGGUAUGCCACCGGUAGAGGAGUUGUCCGCAUUCGUGCUGAUUGUGGCUGGCAUUGGCAUCGGCGUACCGUUGGUCGUGUUGGCCGUGAGCAUCAUUUACGUUUGCGUCAAGAAGCUUCGCAAUCGGGACCGUUUCCAACAACAGCGACUGUAA
Messenger RNA from Anopheles marshallii, 1215 nucleotides. RefSeq names its product glycosylated lysosomal membrane protein B-like. Gene Ontology annotation, cellular component: lysosome. The coding region runs from base 1 to 1215 and encodes 404 amino acids. Lineage: Eukaryota; Metazoa; Arthropoda; Insecta; Diptera; Culicidae. The record is from RefSeq and is a predicted model, not a curated record. The transcript has 4 exons.